Molecule: messenger RNA, 1834 nt
Organism: Stylophora pistillata
Lineage: Eukaryota; Metazoa; Cnidaria; Anthozoa; Scleractinia; Pocilloporidae
Biological process (GO): regulation of transcription by RNA polymerase II
Cellular component (GO): nucleus
Molecular function (GO): DNA-binding transcription factor activity, RNA polymerase II-specific
Source: RefSeq, a predicted model, not a curated record
GUUCAGUUUAACAAGUCAAUUGACGGGCCAUGCACGUGUCAUAUACGAAACCAUUUGCUGCGGCUUACAAUAAAACAGCGAAAGCACAAUCACCAUAAAGAAAGACUGAUCAACGCAAGUCGGUCACUACUUAACGCAACGCAAGUUUGUUUUCACUACAGAUCCAAUUAACACUUCUUUCGAGCAGAUCAUAACCCAAGAGGCAGCUUUGCAAAGCAGAAACCUGAAGUAACGGUCAAGACACCCAACAGGAAAACUCUAAAAAGUCUGAAAUGCCGAAGUCUUUCCUUUUAAAGAGACGAACUCCCCAAAGCCCUACAAAUUCAAGCCAUCAAAUCCUUAAAGAACAAGCAGAAGCAGAAUCAAACAGAAAACUGUUGAAAACAUCCUUUGAAGAACAAACCUACAGACCUCUGUACCAGGAACCAAAGCCAGAAUCUAGAGCGGAACUAUUGGUUCAGAGCUCGGUUUUUCAGGGAGCAAGUUACAAUACAAGAGCUUUGGCCAUAAACGACGAGUUUGUUAACAUUACAAGUGGCCGCCAGUUCUCCAUUUUAAGCCCAUUUUACCACUUCGGAGCUCCUGACAGAUUGGCAAACGCCCUCCAUAUGCAUCCUGCCACAAACGAGCAUUUCCUCUGGAGAAAUGAGCUCAGCUUUCCUCCUACUCCAGCUUGUUGUGAAAUUUAUAAGCGCGGGGUUUCUCUUGUAACUCACCCUUCGAUUGCCAUUCCUGAGAAAGUCAAAGAGCCCUACCAGUGUGAUCAGUGUGGUAAGAUUUUCAAAACCAAAUAUACUUUAGCUAUCCAUUUGAAAAUGCCAAAUCACACUUAUGCGCGGCCAUUCGUAUGCAAUACGUGCGGUAAAGGCUUCCGCUUAUCCUCCACGCUUUGCAGGCACAAGAUUAUUCACACAAAAGAAAAACCUUACAAAUGCCAUGUUUGUGAAAAAGCAUUUAAUCGCUCGUCUACACUUAAGACGCAUAUCCGAACCCACAGCGAUGAGAAAGAAUUCGUUUGCGAUCGCUGUGGCAAAGGUUUCCAUCAGAAGGGAAAUCUACGAAAUCACAUUCUCAUUCAUACGGGAGAAAAGCCCUAUAAAUGCAGCCUGUGCCAGAAAGCUUUUAACAAAUUGUCCAAUUUGAAGUUCCAUAUGCAUGUGCACACGGAUAAUUCGCCAUACAGGUGUAAAUUUUGCAAAGUUUCGUUUUCACGAAGAUGCGAUUUGAAAAGUCAUAUUCAGAACGCACAUGCUGGUCAGGAUGCAAAGUGAGUCUGUAACUUGACUCUAAAGGAAGAGAGGACAUAAACGUUGAAGGUAUUACAUAGUCGGAGGGCUUUUAAGUGAUAUUAAGAGAUCCUAGAUUACAAGCAUCGUAUAAUUACACUAGAUUUUCUUUUUUAUUUUGCUAGAACUUCCUUUCUUUUAGCGUGCAAAGUCGAGGAAAUUUUAUUUUAGUGAGAUACAGAAAACUUAAUUCCUUUGUAAUUUUUCUUGGUAGCUAUUCAUGUAAUUGUAAAUUGUGAAAACUGUAGAAGCACUUGUCAAAUCCUACAAACUGAUAACCCAAAAUAAAAACAGUUUCUUAAUUCUUAAUCAUUUAGUCUAACAAAAAACACUUUUAAAUAACGACAAGGUUCUGUGUUUAGCAGAGGUACUUGUGUUUUCUCUCGUGUCAAGAAUUCGAAGAAUACUUACUUGGCUUAUUAUAAUAAGAAAUAAAGGUAGUUUAGUAGCAUGAGCUGUAGAUAUUUGUACAUAGUCUUAUUUGAAUACUUGUAACCAUAGUUAGCUCGGAUAAAUGUCGAAAUAAAUGUACCCUCCUGUUAAGACUA